GCUAAAUGUAAAUAUAGGUCGCAGCGUCAAAACACUGUGUCGCCUCUGCCAGUUGCACGAAGCUCCGACUUCUCAAGAAUCAGGUCUGUAAGCCUACAAGUACAAUGAGUGACGAAGGGUCUGAUCUCUGCGAGUGUUUAAUAUGGAGUUAUGAGGUGGCCAUGCAACGCUUUUUGUCAAUUUUGCGCGAGACACAGGCAUACUGCUCGGAUACGGAAUGUUUCAGUUUACCAUCACUUCCCGGUCCAAAUGAUACGUCAUCAUCAUCGAACCUAGUCAUGAUGAUGAUGAUGGUAGGAAUGGCUGGUUUGCUUUACGUGCUGAGACCAGCUUCCCUUCGGCAGAUAGAAGACAGCAAACCUCGAAGCCAUGGACCUGGUUCAAAUAACGGUCCACCAACUCCACCAACAGCCAACUAAGCCAUGUGAACUGACUCAGCCCGGGACUUCUCUGAGCUCUCGCAGAUAAACCUACGGAGCUUAAACUCUAAAAGGAGUAAAUGUAGCAAUGACACUGUGAAUCUCGUGUUCCGCGUUACGAUUAGAAUGUCUGUGGAUAACAUUUGGUGAUGUAAAAGACAGGGACCAGAAUUGUAAAGUUAUCAACUGGUUUACAGUCUCAGCGAUAUCAGUCGAAAACGGUACUGAGAAGUUAGAUCCGUGAAGUUAUUGGCAGGUGCGACACUGGUGAUUAAACCAAAAGCAAUAUUAGUUAUUAUUGCGAAACUUGGCAGAAACUAGGUCAAGUAUUUAGAAAGCUUGAUCAUUAUUUUCCAAACUGAUUCGUUUAAGGAAUCACUCUGGAAAUAAUACGACAAUCAAGAUAAUUUAGAAAAAUUGCCACAUGUUGCCUGAUGAUAGGAACUAUCCUGAUAGUAAGUUUUUAUCAAAAGAUAAGAAGCAAACACCAAUUAAACAGCCUCGACUAAUUAAUAACUGGGAUAUUCUCUGUGAUAGUGUCAGAAGAAAGUUAUGCAAUAUUGUUGUUGAAGAAGUUCACCAAAUUCCAUGGAAUUCUUUUUUUUUUGCUAUCAAUUAAGAUAUGUACUGUUAUUUUAUUUAAAGAACCAUUGGCAUAGCUGGUUACUAUGAGGAUGAUUUACAGUAUACGCUUUAAUUGGAAUCGAAGGAAUUCAUCGUAACACUGAAGACAGCCAAGAAAUGCUUAGUAUAACAUAAAAUGCAGUUAAUAUUAAUACUUAAUUCUGCAAUUCGAAAGUGCGCCGCGUGAAAGGGCUCCAUCGACUAUAGAACGUCGUUUCGCCUUAUUACUAAAAGGCUAAGUAAGCGAGAUGUUAUGCACUAUGUGGCUACAUUGCCUGCCCCUGGCAAAAUACAGACAGGCACAAUCUACAAAAUCCAGAAUUUCGCACUUCGCUAUCUAGAAGAACAGACACGAAAAGCAAAGAAGUGUUCUUACUAAUAGUUCAAAUUUCCUAUAUUUUUUAUCUAAAACUAGGGAUCGCGUUAAGCCCUAUUUCUAAAAUUCUUAUCGGCUCCGUAACCUCGAAAACAAUCUGUGAAUAAAAUCGUAUUAAAAGAAUAAAUUAUAUUUCUACAAUAUUCGAAUCUCAAGCCCUUGAAUUGAUCAUAAAACGUAUUUAAUCAUAUUUCUGAUAUUCAUUUAGUUAAUCCUAAUAAAGUAUUAUGUUGCAAGUUGUUGAUAGUAUUGCACUGUAAAGACUACAUGUUUUUUUCGAUAUUAAUUUGUUUUUAGACGGCAUUGUUUGACACUGAGAGUUUUGAAACUUCACAGUUUACUCUCCUUGUAUAUUAAUAUUUUGCUGGUUUAAUACGUUUUAGAAAAUAACGAGUAAUUUUAUCGCAAACGUCCGCAUAAUACAACGGUACGAGUAAAAUAAGGUAUAAAGGGAUAUCAUAUAAGUUAGGUGGUUAAUAAUGGCUAGAUAAUAGGCAAUGCACUUAUUAGAUCUGUUCGCUUGUACACUUUUUCUAUGUGACCUUUCUUGAUACUAUCAGACAAGUAUACAUCAAUAUUUGUUAAGAUUAUAAACGAACAGGCCUAGUAACGCAGAAAUGUUAGGAGGAGUAUCAGAGAUGUCUGAAGUUCAAUACGACAAGAAGGUAACGCGAAAAUGAUUUUUUAGAGAAAAGUAGUGUCACUUCUAAUUCGUUUAUACAAGCGUGAAUUAGUUAAAAAAGAAAUAUAUAUAUAUAUUUAUAUUCGUUGGGAGAGAUAUUUAUGUAACAAAAAAACUAAGAAGUAGUCUUCGCACUACUGUAAAACAUGCUUUGAUAGCAUAAGCCGAGGGAAGAUACUUUUGGUUAUUAAGCGUUACCUUGUAUUUCUGAAAAUUCAAAAUCAUAAAUGCAAACAAUUUCUGAAGUAGAUUUAAUUAACAAUUUCAGUGUAAUCUAUUACUAUAGAAUGGUUAUUUUAAGAAAAGUUUGGGGAUAUAUUCAUGCAGUAAAAGCCACGAUGAUGUAUUAAUGUAAAACUUAGUGCAUUUACAAGUGAAUAAAAUGUUUACUGCGCGAGUGUAAUAGACAUUGGAUUGUUUUAUCAAUUAUCAGUGUAUAAAUAAUUUACGACGUUCAAGAUUUUGAAAGUAUGUACAUUACCGUAAAGUUUCUGACCUUCAUCGGUUAGUUUUUACAUGAAACGAGUUAUGAAAAAUUAUGAAUCAUACACGUUAACGUCACUAAUCUGGAAAAGAUUAGGCAUAUCACAAGAAUUUAAAAAGAUACAUUUUUCAUUCACCAUAAUGGAUUAAACGGGUCUUUUCUGUUAAACAAAUUUGUGUAGAGAUAUCAGAAUAUAUUAUUGAUAAUACUGAUAUAUCGCCGGUCAAAAUAAAAUAAAAUUUAUAACUGUUAUCAAUCACGCAUGCCUGCACGACAAGUACAGGCUCUGGAGACUAUCAUUUGUUACGUAUGUACUAUGUCCAUUACACAAUCUGUAUUAUUAAACGAAAAUAACGUGACUAUUGAAUAAAAAACCUGAUGGCAAGCUU
Orussus abietinus is the source of this 2974-nucleotide messenger RNA. RefSeq names its product small integral membrane protein 14. Bases 105 to 419 code for a protein of 104 amino acids. The record is from RefSeq and is a predicted model, not a curated record. Lineage: Eukaryota; Metazoa; Arthropoda; Insecta; Hymenoptera; Orussidae. Gene Ontology annotation, cellular component: endoplasmic reticulum. The transcript is spliced from 5 exons.